Arachis stenosperma is the source of this 1604-nucleotide messenger RNA. RefSeq names its product mitogen-activated protein kinase homolog MMK2-like. The coding region runs from base 309 to 1472 and encodes 387 amino acids. Lineage: Eukaryota; Viridiplantae; Streptophyta; Magnoliopsida; Fabales; Fabaceae. Gene Ontology annotation, cellular component: cytoplasm; nucleus. The transcript has 7 exons. Gene Ontology annotation, biological process: intracellular signal transduction; protein phosphorylation. The record is from RefSeq and is a predicted model, not a curated record. Gene Ontology annotation, molecular function: ATP binding; MAP kinase activity.
GGACACCCCACUUUUAAUACUCAAAGCAACCAACCCACAUCAUAUGCAAUUCGUGAAACUCAGAAUGGGGCAUGGUUCUGUACACCAACCCUAAAAAGAGAAACAAACCCAGGUUCUAGAGCCUCAACUAACCAUGUUGGGGAUUAUACAUCUCGUGACAAACUAGCUACAUGCAAUGCUUUUGUUAGCAGCUAGAGAUCACGUUACUUCUCAGGCCUUUUAUUUUACAGAUGAUAGGAUUUGAGUAGAGAGAAACAAAACGGAAUCAGAGACACAAGAGAUAGAGGAAACUUGAAGGCAAGCUGAAGAUGGCAACGAAAGAGUCAAGCUCUGCUGGUUCUGGUUCUGGUUCUGGUUCUGGUUCGGCAACAGGGGACGCUAAAAUCAAGAGGGUAGUGACCCAUGGAGGCAGAUAUGCACAGUACAAUGUGUAUGGCAACUUGUUCGAGGUGACUUCAAAGUAUGUCCCUCCCAUUCGCCCCAUUGGCAGAGGUGCUUAUGGCAUCAUCUGUGCUGCUGUGAACUCAGAGACGCACGAACAAGUUGCCAUCAAGAAGAUUGGUAACGCAUUUGACAACAUUAUUGAUGCUAGAAGGACACUCAGAGAAAUCAAGCUCCUUCGUCACAUGGAUCAUGAAAAUAUCAUUGCGAUAAAGGAUAUAAUACGACCACCGAAAAGGGAGACAUUCAACGAUGUAUACAUUGUUUAUGAAUUGAUGGACACUGAUCUUCAUCACAUCAUUCAUUCUGACCAACCUCUCACUGAUGGCCACUGUCAGUACUUCUUGUACCAGCUGUUACGGGGACUGAAAUAUGUGCAUUCAGCGAAUGUGUUGCACCGCGAUCUGAAGCCGAGUAACCUGCUCAUGAAUGCCAACUGCGACCUCAAGAUUGGCGACUUUGGAUUGGCAAGGACUACUUCUGAGCAGGAUUUCAUGACAGAGUAUGUUGUCACCCGAUGGUACCGUGCCCCCGAGCUGCUCCUUAACUGUUCUGAGUACACCUCUGCCAUUGAUGUCUGGUCUGUGGGAUGCAUUCUUGGUGAGAUUAUGACCCGAGAGCCCUUGUUCCCUGGCAAGGACUAUGUUCAUCAACUUAGGCUCAUUACUGAGUUGAUAGGUUCACCUGACGAUGCCAGCCUUGGGUUUCUCCGAAGUGAUAAUGCAAGAAGAUACAUCAAGCAGCUUCCGCAGUACCGCAAGCAAAAAUUUGCUGCUAGGUUCCCCAAUGUCAUGCCUGAGGCACUUGAUCUCCUAGAAAAGAUGCUCAUGUUUGAUCCUAACAAGCGCAUCACAGUUGAUGAGGCACUUUGUCAUCCAUAUCUAGCAUCACUUCACAACAUCAAUGAUGAGCCUGUUUGUCCGAGGCCAUUCAGUUUUGACUUUGAGCAUCCAACAUGCACUGAAGAGGAUGUCAAGGAGCUCAUAUGGAGGGAAUCUGUCAAGUUCAAUCCAGAUCCACCUUCUCACUAAUUGAUUUCUGUUACCACAUAAAUACCAUCAUCAUCCUAUGCAGAUGAUUUGCUAGGGACAACAAACUUCUCUUCCUUUGUAAUCUUAGACCUAAAUGUCACCAACCAGGGUAUAAACAAAAUUUCUCGUGGA